Messenger RNA from Colletotrichum gloeosporioides, 246 nucleotides. RefSeq lists its product as uncharacterized. The record is from RefSeq and is a predicted model, not a curated record. The coding region runs from base 1 to 246 and encodes 81 amino acids. NCBI's taxonomy places the organism in Eukaryota, Fungi, Ascomycota, Sordariomycetes, Glomerellales, Glomerellaceae. The transcript is spliced from 2 exons.
AUGCGUUCUAGGAUUAAGGUUAUGAUAGAUUCUUCAAGAAUAGAUACAAGGAGGCCCCUGGAACCCUCCUAUAGGAUAUUAGUCCCCUAUAAGACUUACAGAUACAGUUAUAGGUAUGAGGCCUACCUAGGUUAUCACUAUACUGACUGUCUCAACAGGGCCCUAGAAGAGGCUAAUAAGGUGCUUAGCAAGCCUAUAGCUAAGUACUUUAGGGAUAUCCUGCCUAUCAACUACAUCACUACCUAG